Molecule: messenger RNA, 2138 nt
Organism: Branchiostoma floridae (Florida lancelet)
Lineage: Eukaryota; Metazoa; Chordata; Leptocardii; Amphioxiformes; Branchiostomatidae
Product: prolyl 3-hydroxylase 1-like
Biological process (GO): collagen metabolic process
Cellular component (GO): endoplasmic reticulum
Molecular function (GO): procollagen-proline 3-dioxygenase activity; iron ion binding; L-ascorbic acid binding
Source: RefSeq, a predicted model, not a curated record
CACAAGUUCAUGGAUGGGAUGGACCAUUAUCUGAUGAACCAGUUUGAAGAUGCCAGAGACAGCCUAGAGGAGGCGCUAGAACUGUGGUACGAAGAGUACGACAAGUGUCGUUCCUCCUGCGAAAGACCAAACAACAUGGUGAUCAACAAAAACGACCUGUGGUUGUCGCUCACGGAUCGCUAUGUGGAACUUUUGCUGUGUCGACGGAACUGCAUCGUACGGAUGUCCCACAUUGAGGGACGAUUUGUGGAGCAGCUACUUGCCAACAUGUUCCACUAUCUGCAGUACGUGUAUUUCCAGUUGAAGGACUAUCCCAACGUGAUGCGCAACGCUGCCACGUACCUGAUCUUCUACCCGACUGAUCCCAUGAUGACCCAGAACGUGGACUACUUCCUGACACUCCCCUGGGCCAGCGAGGACAUGCUGGAGGUGCGACCGAAGGCAGCGGCCGUGCACGAGGUUAUGGAGCUGGAACGCAAAUUACUCCAGGACAUCCAGAAAAACUUUGGAGAUGAGUUUGUCAUUGAUGGCCUCCAGGGUAAUGCCUGGUACCAGGACCAGCCCAAUGCCUCCCCACCCAGGCCGAAUGAGGAGGAGGAGGAGGAAGAAGAAGAGGAAGAUGAUGAAGAGGACAUGGUUGAAGAUGGAGAGGAGAAAGCUGAGCCCCGGGUGACAAAGGAUGUGCGGUACGGCUACAACAUGCCGGGUGUGACCGUGGUGAAGGGACCGCGCGAUCUGAAGGGCCCCAAACGGAUGGUUGCAGACGGGAUAGCGUCUGAGGAGGAGUGCAAGAUGUUGGCUCAUCUAGCAAAGCUAGGGGCUAGGGACGGAGACGGGUACAAGGGCCGUGGUGCCCACGCGCACACAGUGUACGAAAGGUUUGAGGGCCUGACGGUACUGAAAGCAGUCGAGCUUGCAAAGAGAGGCCUAGUGUCGGUGGAUCAUGCUGAGAUGUACUUGAACCUGAGCAACAAGGCGCGGCGGUACGUUCACGGCUACUUCCACAUGAAACACCAGCUGUUCUUCACCUAUACACACCUGGUCUGCAGGACAGCAGAGCCUUACUCUACAGAUGACAGGACAGACUUAAGUCACCCCAUCCAUGCAGACAACUGCCACCUCCUGGCCGAUGGGUCCUGUCCCAAAAAGCUGCCUGCUUUUACAUGGAGAGAUUGGAGUGCAAUUCUUUAUCUAAAUGAAGGGUUCAAGGGAGGAGAGUUCAUCUUUACACAUGCUAAUGAAACUGUACAGUCCAGCGUAAAGCCCAAGUGUGGUAGGCUAGUGGGGUUCUCCGCUGGUGAGGAGAAUCUACAUGGCGUUAGGGCAGUACUGAAGGGCAGAAGAUGCGCCCUUGCCAUGUGGUACACACUAGAUGAACGUUACAACGAAGUCGAACACUACCAGGCCAGAAAACUUCUUCAGAACCUCAAGAAACACAGGACAAAGACAAGCAAGGGAAAACCAAAGGAGGAGUUAUAGCCACUGGUAGUUCAGGAAAAUAUAUUUGAUGUGGACAUCCUACAUUCCAAUAUGUAUUAUUGAUGUGUCGUAAAUAUGUAUAUGUUGACCUAUAAUGAACAUAUAUUGGCUGUAUUUUGUGGCCUUUUUUUUACCAUGUCACUUUUUCUAUGAAAAAUUUAGCUGAAUUGAAAUUAAUGGCAGUUUGCCAUAUUUGUACAUUCAGUCCUUCAAUCAUGUUUUCUAAAAUCCUUUUUUUUUCGCUCUUUUUUUUUAUUAUUGCAAGAAUCAUGUAUUUUGAAACGGCAAGAGAUGUUGAAUCAUGCGUUUGGUCAUCAAUCAGUGAUAACCAUAAUCAUUUUGAAACCAAUUAUAUACAUGGCAGCAGAUCAGAAUGUACUAAAUAACACGCCAAUCUUUCUCCACAUCGGUUCCUUAUUUUUAGGUCUAAGUCAAUGUAAAACGCUAAGGAAAUGUAUGUCAAUACUGGGAACAUACUUCUUAAUCCGUAUCAUUGAGUCUUUUUUAAAGACAUUGUUGGAGCUUAAAAUACUAAAUAGAUUUUUAAAAUAUUUGAAUGGCUAGAUUGUUAGAAUAAUGCUACUAAAAUCUAGAUUCAGGUACAUACAAAUGCAGUAUGGAUUGUCUUGAUUUUUUAUACUUCAAUGAAACAUAUUUAG